Molecule: messenger RNA, 1980 nt
Organism: Penicillium manginii
Lineage: Eukaryota; Fungi; Ascomycota; Eurotiomycetes; Eurotiales; Aspergillaceae
Product: putative AMP-binding enzyme
Exons: 6
Coding region: 1-1980 (659 amino acids)
Biological process (GO): long-chain fatty acid metabolic process
Cellular component (GO): membrane; endoplasmic reticulum
Molecular function (GO): long-chain fatty acid-CoA ligase activity
Source: RefSeq, a predicted model, not a curated record
AUGUUUUUCUCACAAUUGCCCACUCACCUCGCCAAGGCAGAGGAGCUUAAGCAAGCCCCGCCAAAAGGCACACCCUACUCUGUCGGCCUUCCUGGCACCGAGCAGGAAGGUCGCAGUCAGGUUUACCGGGCAUGGAACUAUCAGAAGGAACUCCUGAAGACUCUCGACCCUGAGGUCCUCACUGCCCAUGACAUGUUCGAGUCCACUGCCAACCGUCAACCUAAGAACCACUGCCUCGGCUGGCGCGCAUACAACCCGGCCACCAAGACCUACGAUCAAUAUCAAUGGAUUACAUACGAGCAGGUGCAGAAGCGCCGUGCUGACUUCGGCGCCGGUCUGGUUGAGCUCCACCAGAAGCACAACGUGCACCGUGACGGCCAGUACGGUAUUGGUCUCUGGUGUCAGAACCGCCCCGAGUGGCAGAUCACUGAUCUGGCCUGUAUGUCCCAGGGCCUCUACUCGGUCUCUAUCUACGACGUCCUAGCCCCAGAUGCUACUGAGUAUAUUAUUAACCACGCUGAGCUCAGCUGUGUCGUCACCUCUCUUCCUCACAUCCCAACUCUUCUUAAGUUGAAGUCAUCUAUGCCCGGUCUGAAGAUGAUUGUCUGUCUUGACCCGCUCGACGCCGGUGAGGAAAACGGUCACUCAAAGCGUGCUCUGCUCAACUCCGUCGCCGACGGACUGGAUGUUUCCAUCUAUACCAUCAGCGAGGUUGAGGCUCUUGGACAGGCUUCGAAGCGUGGCUACAAGCGUCCUUCCCCCUCGGACAUUGUCACUAUCAACUACACAUCCGGCACCACCGGCCCGCCCAAGGGCGUUGUUCUGACCCAUCAGAACGCCGUCGCCGCUACUUCCGCCGCUCACAUCUACGCCCGUCUGGCCGAGCACACAGCUUUCUGGGGCGGUGCUCGCAUUGGCUACUUCCACGGUAACAUCAUCGAGCUAGUCGAUGAUCUGAAGCUCCUCAAGCCAACCGGUUUCAUGUCCGUCCCCCGUCUGUACAGCCGCUUCGGCACCGCCGUCCGCGCCGCCACCGUCGAGCAACCCGGUUUCAAGGGUGCUCUAUCCCGCCACAUCGUCGCGGCCAAGACAGCCAACCUGAAGAACCCAGACCCCUCCAAGGCAACCAUCCACCACGCUCUAUACGACCGCAUCUGGGCCAAGAAGGUCGCCUCUGCGCUCGGCCUCGAGCGAGCCAGAUAUAUGGUCUCCGGCUCCGCCCCUCUAGACCCAAGCCUGCACAACUUCCUCCGCGUCUCAACAGGCACAGACGUCCUGCAAGGCUACGCCUGCCUCGUCUCCCUCCCUGACAUGGAAUACUCCGUCAACGAUAAGCCCUACCCCCGCGGCGAGCUCCUCAUGCGCGGCAACAACAUGUUCACCGAGUACUUCAAGAACCCGGAAGAAACCUCCAAAGCCAUGACAGAAGACGGCUGGUUCCGCACCGGCGACGUGUGCCAGAUCGACGAAAUGGGCCGCUUCAUCAUCAUCGACCGCCGCAAGAACGUCCUUAAGCUCGCGCAGGGCGAGUACAUCUCCCCCGAGCGCCUGGAGGGCGUCAUCCUCUCCGAACUAGGUUAUUUCGGCCAGGCAUACGUGCACGGCGACAGUGUGCAGACUUUCCUGGUUGGUAUCUUUGGCAUUUCGCCGGACAUGUACGCGCCCUUUGCGUCGAAGGUGCUCGGCAAGACGAUCGAUGCUACGGAUCUGGAGGCUGUCAAGGCAACACUGUCUGACGAGAAGAUUCGGCGCGCUGUGCUGCGCGACCUCGAGCGCGUGGCGAAGAAGCAUAAGCUUGCGGGCUAUGAGCGUGUUAAGAACGUCUCAUUGAAGUUGGACCCGUUUACCGUUGAGAACAACCUUCUCACUCCUACUCUCAAGCUCAAGCGUCCUCCUACCGUCAAGGCAUACCGCCAACUUCUGGAUCAGCUCUACGAGAAGGCCCUGGAGGAACAAUCUGCUCCUCGUGCGAAGCUGUAA